CGCUGCCACGCGUUCGGCUGAGACGCACCCUCCUCUCCCAACGCUCCGACCCUCCCCACGAUCCAACGGCAGCCGACCUGCCGUCCUCCGUCGCACGAAUCUCGAAGCGCGGGAGUGCCCAAAACCAAAAUUAGCGAGCACCCGCACGCGGGGAAACCAUCUCUCUCUCUCUCUCUCUCUCUCUUGAUCGAUUCGUCCCAAGCAAAAUCACACAACUCAAUCCGUUCCAAUCCCGAUUCCCCUCGAUUUUUCCGUGAAAAUCCUUGCGCGCAUUUGGCUUUGAUGUUUGCCUCCUUGAUCCGCGCAUGUCAAAGCUCAAGAACUCGGCGUCCACCGUGUCGGAGUGCUCGGAGAGCGCUCGACGGAUUGCCGUCUCGCCGAUGAAGCUGCUGGUGCGCGUCGUCGAGGCCAGGGGCCUCCCGGCGAUCCACCUCAACGGAUCCAGCGACCCCUUCGUCAAGCUGCAGCUGGGGAAGCGCAGGGCCAAGACGGCGAUCGUCAAGAAGAGCCUCUCCCCUGUCUGGGACGAGGAGUUCAGCUUCCUCGUCGGGGACGUCACCGAGGAGCUCGUCGUCUCCGUGCUCAACGAGGACAAGUACUUCAGCAACGACCUCCUCGGGAGGGUCAAGGUGCCCCUCUCCCAGGUCAUGGAGACCGACGAUCUCUCGCUCGGGACCACAUGGUACCAGCUCCAGCCCAAGAGCAAGAGGUCCAAGAAGAAAUGCCGCGGGGAAGUCUGCCUGCGCAUAUCCUUGUCAACACGGACGCAUGUGUCUGAAGAAUCACAGCCUGUACCGCAUCCCACUUCAGAUGAUAUAGCGUCCAGUUCAGAUAGGUCAAUUGACAACAGAGGUGCAACUUUGUCAACCACAAGUAGCUAUAUUGACCUGUCAGCCCUUGCUAGCGUAGACCAGGCAUCGCAGAGCAAUUUGGAACGACUAGUGGGUGGCGGUGUGGACCAACCACCCCAGAGCAGCAUUGAACAACCAGUCACUGAACCUGGAUCAGCUGUUGAUAAUGAUGCAAUGGUGAAUCCAUCGUCGAUGGUAGAGGUUUUGUCUCGCUAUUUCUUUCGGAAACCUGUCGAUGCUGCUGCUGAUAUGCCUUUGGUUGCGUCGGACGCUGAGUUGGUGGAGCAGUGCCAAGAGCCACAAAUAUGCUCUGAAGAUCGUGAAAGUCCUGAGAAUGCUGCUGCAUCGUCCGAAUCAAGCCUGGAGGAGCUGCUGAAAAUCAUGGAAUCCAAAGACCAAGGCUGUGAAAUGCCAGCGAACUUGGCUAAUGGAGUUCUAGUUGAUGAAUCUUUUGUCACUGCACCUGCUGGAUUGAAUUCCCUCUUGUUUGCUCCAAAUACAGAUUUCUGGCCAGCAGUCGCAGAACUUCAAGGUACAAGUGGGUUUCAGAUUGAACCAUGGAAGAUCGAUAACAAUGAUGGUUGUUUGCGAAGAACAUUAACUUAUAUAAAAGCUGCGAGUAAGUUGGUUAAAGCUGUGAAAGCCACAGAAGAGCAGAAAUACUUGAAGGCAGCUGGGAAUUCUUUCGCUGUUCUGUCUAUUGUUAGCACACCUGACGUUCCUUGUGGCAAUUGUUUCAAGAUAGAGAUAUUGUACUGUAUAAAACCAGGUCCCCAGUUAUCAUCUGAAGAUCAAACAACACAUCUUACUGUAAGUUGGCGGAUCAACUUUAUUCAGAGCACAAUGAUAAAAGGAAUGAUCGAGAAUGGUGCAAAACAAGGCAUGUCGGAAGGUUACGCACAAUUUUCUGAAGUACUGUCCCAAAGGUUUAAAGUAGCUGAGCUUGAUGAUGCUAAUUCAAACAAAGACAAGAUUUUAGCAUCACUACAUACACAAAAAGAACCGAGCUGGAGGCUGGUUGUCCGCUUCCUUGGGAACUUUACAUUCAUAUUCUCUGUUAUCAUAGCGCUCUAUAUUGUAGCCCACCUUCAUUUAUCAAAGUCCAAUGCGAUGAAUGGGCUUGAAUAUUUUGGCAUUGACCUUCCAGAUUCAAUUGGAGAGGUUGUGGUUUGUACUGUCUUGAUCCUUCAGGGACAGAAUAUCAAGAAAGUAACAAGGCGAUUUUUAAAUGCAUGGAAACAAAGAGGUAGUGAUCAUGGAGUCAAAGCUCAUGGGGAUGGUUGGUUACUGACUGUUGCACUUAUUGAGGGCACUGGUAUAAUAGCUGCUGGUUCAUCUGACUUAUUUGAUCUCCAUGUCGUUUUUACUUGCAACACAAAGAGGAAAACAAGCUCAAUUAAGUUCCAUACAUCUGAUCCAAAAUGGAAUGAGAUAUUCGAAUUUGAUGCGAUGGAUGAUCCACCAUCGAGAAUGGAUGUGGCUAUUCAUGAUUCUAAUGGAUUCGAUGAAGCUCCCAUUGGUCACACGGAGGUGAACUUUCUGAAGAACAAUUUGUCAGAUUUAACUGACAUAUGGCUUCCUCUUGAUGGGAAGUGUGAUCCAGCAAGAAACCCUAAGAUACACUUAAGAAUAUUCUUAAACAACUCAAGAGGAACUGAAGUUGUUAUGAAUUACCUGGCAAAGAUGGGGAAAGAAGUCGGUAAGAAGAUAAAUUUGCGCUCAGCCCAAACAAAUUCAGCAUUUCGGAAGCUCUUUAACCUCCCUCCUGAAGAGUUUCUAAUUGAUGAUUUCACCUGCCAUUUGAAACGAAAGAUGCCACUUCAGGGACGCCUCUUUUUCUCUCCAAGAAUAAUUGGAUUCUACUCUAAUAUAUUUGGUCACAAGACCAAGUUUUUCUUUUUGUGGGAAGACAUUGAUGAUAUCCAGGUUAUCCCUGCUACACUGUCGAUCGGUAGCCCAUCCUUGAUGCUCAUUCUUAGAAAGGAUAGAGGAUCAGAAGCAAAACAUGAUGCCAAGGGAACAGACCAUCUUGGAAGACUCAAGUUCCAUUUUCAGUCUUUUGUUUCAUUCAGUGAUGCCCACAGAAUAAUCAUGGGGAUUUGGAAAAUGCGAUCACCGGUCUCAGAACAGAAGGGGGAGAUAAUUGAAAAGGAGUCUGAACUGAAAGAACUCCAGGCCGAAGAAUCUGGAUCCUUAUUUACCCAUGAAGAUGUCAAAAUGUCUGAAAUAUUCUCGUCAGUUCUUUCUGUUGAUGUUGAGUCCUUGAUGGAGAUGUUUUCAGGAGGUCAGCUGGAAAACAAAGUGAUGCAAAAGACUGGUUGUGUGGACUACUCGCCCACAGAAUGGGAGCUUGUAUACAGAAAUAUAUACCAGCGGCAAAUCAGCUACAAGUUUGACAAAGCAUUAUCUCGAUAUGGAGGAGAAGCAAGCACCACCCAGCAGAAGUAUGCUCUAGUGAACCAAGAUGGCUGGGCAAUUGAAGAGGUGAUGACCCUCCAAAGUGUUCUACCUGGGGACUGCUUCAGUCUCCAGCUGAAGUAUCAUAUGGCGAACAUACCGCCAAAACCAAACACCUGCAAUGUGCAGGUUUUGUUGGGGGUUGCCUGGUUAAAGAGCACCAAGCAACAAAAGAAGACCACAAAGAAUAUCAUGUCCAAUACCUCGAAUAGAUUAAAGGAGCUCUUUUCUGAAGUUGAAAAGGAUAUUACGUCAAGAAACGGUGCAAGCUAACAUCUGUACAGGAUAACAGUUGAAUCAAAUGUGUUUGAAAAGACCCUGCUUGCGGUGCGACAUGAUUCAGCUAUUGCCAAAUGGCAGAGUUGUUACACGGACGGCAAAGCCUGAAAGUGCCGCAGCAAUGUGAAUAGAUUGUUUCAGAAACAUUCUGUGAUUGUUUAAAAUUUAUGAUACGGCCUUACCCAGCUACCCUCAUAGGAAGUCGAGCAGAGUUGUAUGUGCACAGGUGACCUAUACUACGUACAGAAAUGGUAUAGUGAAAGGAGCUAAUUUUGGUUCAUAGAGGUUUUGUCAGGGUGGUGUGAUGUACUGUAAAACAAUCCAAGCAAGAAAUAUGUGAGAUUUCAUACAAGUAUUCUUUUUGCUGCAGUUCAGUUUGCCAUAUUCCUUCC
This is a messenger RNA of Brachypodium distachyon (stiff brome), 3979 nucleotides long. Its product is annotated as C2 and GRAM domain-containing protein At1g03370. Lineage: Eukaryota; Viridiplantae; Streptophyta; Magnoliopsida; Poales; Poaceae. Bases 306 to 3581 code for a protein of 1091 amino acids. The transcript is spliced from 10 exons. The record is from RefSeq and is a predicted model, not a curated record.